This is a messenger RNA of Betta splendens (Siamese fighting fish), 1764 nucleotides long. It is a transcript of the gene sumf1, whose product is annotated as sulfatase modifying factor 1. The transcript has 9 exons. Lineage: Eukaryota; Metazoa; Chordata; Actinopteri; Anabantiformes; Osphronemidae. Gene Ontology annotation, cellular component: endoplasmic reticulum. Bases 143 to 1234 code for a protein of 363 amino acids. The record is from RefSeq and is a predicted model, not a curated record.
AAAAAUGUGUGCGUGUAAAAAAGAAAUAUGAGGCAAACUCUGAUUUCAGCCAGGAAGAAGUUACAGUUACGCGCCGACCAGCUGACUGACCACGUGACUUUGCGGAAGUAGAAACAACGCGAGUGGAUCUUGAGGAAGGAGCAUGGUGGCUCGCUUCGCUUUGCUGUGCGUCGUCGCCUGCGCGAACCAGGUGCUAAGUGUUCAGAGUUCGCCCGGGGACGAGCGUGAACCCGCCUCCCAGCGGGGAGCGACGGGCUGCGGCUGUGACAGCCUGAAGAGAGCCGCUGGAGCGGUGGACGCGGACCCGGACCCGGCUGCCAGAUACUCCAGAGGAGCGAAUGAGAGGACGUCUGAAGCCCAGGGAGAGGACGGGAAAUUCCGAAGUCCGAUGAUCCUGAUUUCUGGAGGAGAGUUCCUGAUGGGAACAGACAACCCAGGCAUCCCUCCAGACGGCGAAGGCCCUCAGAGGCCGGUGCAUGUGGACUCCUUCUACAUGGACAUCCAGGAAGUCACCAACCGCCAGUUUGAGACUUUUGUCCGAGCCACAGGAUACGUUACAGAGGCAGAGAAGUUUGGAAACUCGUUUGUGUUUGAGGGGAUUUUGAGCGACACGGUCAAAAGCCAGAUCACCCAAGCAGUGGCUGCUGCCCCCUGGUGGCUGCCAGUCAACGGGGCCAGUUGGAGGCACCCUGAAGGUCCAGACUCCAACGUCACACUCAGACUGGACCAUCCUGUUUUACAUGUGUCCUGGGCAGACGCAGUUGCCUAUUGUUCUUGGGCCAACAGGAGGCUUCCCACAGAGGCAGAGUGGGAGUACGCUUGCAGGGGAGGCCUCAAAGACCGACUUUACCCGUGGGGAAACAAUUUGACCCCGAAAGGACAGCACUACGCUAACCUCUGGCAGGGGGAUUUCCCCAACCAGAACUCUGGAGAGGAUGGAUAUGUCAAAACCUCACCUGUAAUGUCUUUCCCCGCCAAUGGCUUUGGCUUGUAUGACAUGGUGGGGAAUGCGUGGGAAUGGACGUCCGACUGGUGGACUGUGCAUCACACCACAGAGCGGCAACACAACCCUAAAGGUCCUCGUUCAGGCACAGACAAGGUGAAGAAGGGAGGCUCAUACAUGUGCCAUAAGUCUUACUGCUACAGAUACAGAUGUGCGGCUCGAAGCCAGAACACUCCGGACAGCUCGGCCUCUAAUCUUGGUUUUCGCUGUGCCUCUCAGGAGCAACAGUGACCCGACCCGCUUGUUUUGAACACAAGCGGGUCGGGUCACCUGUUUGGGAACAGCUCGUUCCAUCUGCUUCAGUGUCUGAAGCAGAAUAAAUCCAAUCCAUCAAAGUAUUAUUUGAAUUUGAUAAUGAGUUUCUGUGUCAUCGUGUUUCCGAGGAUCUGAUGAUGAUUUAAAAAAACAGGAACUCUGUGUUCUGCAUUUAAUAAGAGCUCCUAUUUUAUAAAUGUAUAUAUAUAUAUAUUUUUUUAUAUCUAUUUCAUAAAAAAAAUAAAAAAAAAUAAAAAUAAAAAAUAAAAAUAAUAAAACAGAGCUGAGAUGUAUAAUAUUUAGAAUGAAUUAAAAUUGGUACAUUAAUUGUGUGUAUGUGUUUUUUUUAAAUAUUUUCUUACUUGAUGAGAUUCAUUUGUUGUUACUUUUUUACCUCUUUGUUUUUAGCUCCUAAGGUGCUAAAUUGCCCUAAUAAAGAAAACCUGCUAAUCUCAAAGGGCAGAUUUUAUCUUUGUAUUACUUCUACAUGUUAUGGUAAUUAAUUU